AUGGGCAACACACAGGCCAAUGUAGGAGACGUUACCGAUGAAGAAAUGAAUGAGACUAUUCCGGGGACUAAUCCAUUAAACUUCUGCUCGUCCCACGUGAUCCCUUUGCCGUUAAACUUUUUUUGCCAAACUUGUUCUAUACCAAUUUGUCGUGACUGUAUUGCUCUUGAACAUUUAAGUUCUAAUGGUCAUGAGAUCAGAAACCUCAGGCAGGUAUUAGAAUCCAGCGUUGACCUCUUUAGAAACCUCGACGAAACUAUGAGCCACAAUCUUUCCAGCCUGCAGAGCGGUACCUCAGAGCUUGUAGGACGGGUAGAAACUCAAGUGCCCAAUAGAGAUUCCUUGGAACUUGUCAUUAACGAAACGUUCAAUGGAUAUGAAGAGAUGCUAAAUCAAAGGAAGAGGAUACUGCUGGAAGAGCUGGUCAAUCGAAUAGCAGAAAGGCCUAACCAAAUGCAGUCUGAAAUCACCAGGUCGCAACAAACUGCUGAAUUUAUAUCCAUUAGUCUUCAAAAUUUCAGAUCAGCCCAAGAGACUCUAGACUAUCGUAAGAUAUUUGAUACAUAUCAAAAGCUUCAAAACAGCACGCAGGUUCUAACUGAAAGAUCCAUAGCUCAGUCUCAGCUGUUGAAUCCAAUCUCAUUUGUCAAUACUGGAGAAACCGAUUUUGUUCAAGCUAUACAGAAUCUUGGAGAGAUAUCGGAAUGA
Messenger RNA from Biomphalaria glabrata, 708 nucleotides. RefSeq names its product brain tumor protein-like. The transcript has a single exon. Bases 1 to 708 code for a protein of 235 amino acids. The record is from RefSeq and is a predicted model, not a curated record. Gene Ontology annotation, molecular function: zinc ion binding. Lineage: Eukaryota; Metazoa; Mollusca; Gastropoda; Planorbidae.